This is a messenger RNA of Gambusia affinis (western mosquitofish), 3006 nucleotides long. It is a transcript of the gene kcng4a, whose product is annotated as potassium voltage-gated channel, subfamily G, member 4a. The transcript has 7 exons. The record is from RefSeq and is a predicted model, not a curated record. Gene Ontology annotation, molecular function: delayed rectifier potassium channel activity; protein binding. Lineage: Eukaryota; Metazoa; Chordata; Actinopteri; Cyprinodontiformes; Poeciliidae. Gene Ontology annotation, biological process: potassium ion transmembrane transport; protein homooligomerization. The coding region runs from base 1414 to 3003 and encodes 529 amino acids. Gene Ontology annotation, cellular component: voltage-gated potassium channel complex; membrane.
UUCUGCAGGUCGGACGGCUGAGUGAGGAGGAGGAGGGCAGAGCUUCAUCAUAUUCUCCUGUUCGCAGUGAAAUGUUGUGAAUCACACAUUCAGACAGAUUUCCACGCUGCCUGUUUGAGUUUUGAUUCAUUUUGGAUAAAAAAGAGACAAACAGUUAAAACCAACAAAUUCCUCCGAUGUUUCAGUUGGUUCAGAUUUUGUUGGUUCCAUUAAAUGUUUUUAUUCAAAACAACAACAAAAAAACAGCAGAAAGACACAAGAGGCAUUAAAUAAACAACCUUUAAACAUUCUUCUUGAUAAUUUUUUUAACCUUUUCAUUUUAAGGGCCGGGUUCUGAUUGGCUGAGGGAAGUGGACGUUUUGUUCCAGGUGGAAAUGAUCAGAUGAUCAGAUGAUUUGGAGAGAUUCAGUCACAGAGCAGAAAAAUCCAACAUGUGAGAAAAAAGCUGAGAAAAUUUAACCUGGAAAAGAAACUGCAGAGUUUGAUAAAAAGAAAAAGAGCCGGGCUUCGUCUCUUCCUGGACUCCUGUCUGCUGGAGGAAAGGUUCAGUUUUCAGGAGAGAAUCAGUUGCAGAAAGAGGGAUUAUAGAAAGAGAAAACUGCUUUACACAGAACCAACUGGAGAGACGCUGCAGCAAAUGAUGAGUUUUCAAACAGCUGAAUUUUGGGAGGAAACUGCGCCCCCUGUUGCGCGCAACGCGCUGAGGGUAAAACCACCGAACCUUCAUCUCCGGUGUCCUUGAAUUUCACACAAUCCACCCAGAAGCGGAUUUAUCCCGCGGACUCCGGAGCCAGUCCCGCUGGUUCGGCUGGUUCCGCUGGACCCGUCCACUGGAUCUACGCUGUGUGCUGCCGUGACGCUUCCGGUCACCUUUACGCAAACUUGAACUUGGUGAAGCUGCCCGGGGCAGCCGUGCUGCGCACAGCCCCCUCCCUGCGCCUCUUCCUCCUCCUCCUCUUCCUCCUGCUCCCGCAGUACCGCCGGCUGGGCUGGAACGGGACACUUUCACCGAACCUUUACCUGCUUCCCACACCGCUGCUCCGGACCGCUGCCCGCCUUCCGCCGGCUGGAGGCUGCGGACGCCGGGGAUGCUCCCCCCGGGAUGAGGCGGCUGAAGAUGUUGCGGUGGGAUCACGCAGACUGAGGGGGGAUUCCCUCGGAUCACAUCGGGCCAUCUGGAGCGGAGUGCGGGACUCAAAACGCGCCUGCAUGGUGCCGCCAUGUUUCCCUGAUCCGCCUGGCUGGCAGCCAUCAGCUCCAAUCAAUAACCAAUGAGCUCCUGAGGAGGAAACCGGAGGAACCCAGAUCCAGUUCUGAACUUUAACUAAAGUCACGAGAUAAACAGAAGUUCUUCAGAGAGGCGUUGGCCUCAGACUCGUCCUGUUGUGAGCGAGCCACCUUCCUGAUGCCGCCAUGCCCAUCAUCAGCAACACCAACCACGACUUCAGCAACCUGUCGGUCAGCGACGACAGCAGCCUGGACCGCAUCUUCACCGAGAUUCCAGAGACUGAGACCAUCAAGGGCGUCUACUACCACAGGGCGCAGUUGAUCCGCAGGCCGGAGGACCUGGUGUCGGUGGACCACGCCCUGCUGGCUGUGAUCAACGUGGGGGGAAACCGCUACACCUUCCCCUGGACCACCCUGCAGCAGUUCCCCCUCACCAGACUCGGCCGGCUCUGCGGCUGCCGGUCGCUCGAGGACAUCGCCAGCGUGUGCGACGACUACGACGAAACCAGGAAGGAGUUCUUCUUCGACCGCUCUCCGUCCGCCUUCAAGGUCAUCCUCAACUUCCUGGCGGCGGGAAAACUGCGACUCCUGCGAGAGAUGUGCGUCCUUUCCCUUCACGACGAGCUGAACUACUGGGGGGUGGAGAUGGCGUACAUGGAGCGCUGCUGCAAGAGGAAGAUGUACACCCGCAUCGAGGAGGUUCACGAGAAGGAGAGGCGGGAGGAGGAGCGACGGCAGAGAAACGCCAUGCAGAGCCUGCCGGUGGAGGAAACCAGGUACAGGAAGGUGAUGAACUGGCUGAGGGACACGGUGGAGAAUCCCCAGUCCGGCCUGCCGGGGAAGAUCUUCGCCUGCCUGUCCGUCAUCAUGGUCGCCGUCACCGUGGUCAGCCUGUGCAUCGGCACCAUGCCCGACCUCAGAGAGGAGGAGGACAGGGGCGAAUGUUCCUCCAAAUGCUACAACAUGUUCAUCAUCGAGACGGUGUGUGUGGCCUGGUUCUCCCUGGAGUUCGUCCUGCGCUUCGUCCAGGCCCGCAGCAAGCUGGACUUCCUGCGCGGGCCGCUCAACAUCAUCGACGCCAUGGCCAUCCUGCCCUACUACGUUUCCCUGGUGGUGAGCGAGGAGGACCAGAACCGGGAGACGGACCGGCCCGGGGGAGGUAAGGGCUACCUGGACAAGCUGGGUCUGGUGCUGCGGAUCCUGCGGGCGCUGCGGAUCCUGUACGUGAUGCGGCUGGCGCGCCACUCGCUCGGCCUGCAGGUUCUGGGGCUGACGGUUCGCCGCAGCACGCGGGAGUUCGGCCUGCUGCUGCUCUUCCUCUGCGUCGCCGUCACGCUCUUCUCCCCGCUGGUCCACCUGGCCGAGAGCGAGCUCACCGGCCCGCACGACUUCAGCAGCAUCCCCGCCUCCUACUGGUGGGCCAUCAUCUCCAUGACGACGGUGGGGUACGGCGACAUGGUGCCGCGCUCCAUUCCCGGCCAGGUGGUGGCGCUGAGCAGCAUCCUGAGCGGGAUUCUCAUCAUGGCGUUUCCCGCCACCUCCAUCUUCCACAUGUUCUCUCGCUCCUACCAGGAGCUGAAGAUGGAGCACGACCGGCUCUUCAAGGAGGAGGUGGCGGCUGCAGCGGCCGCCGCCGCCACCGGGGGCGCUGCUGAGCCACAGGGAGAGGACGCGAGGUCGCCCCCUGCUGGGCCUCCGGACCAAACCAAGGAGCUCUGCAUGGAGGCGCUGCUGCAGGAAGCCAACAACCACAGUCUUCCACCGGCGGCUUUCUGAAGG